UAUACUUGCCACCACCAUCAACAAUAGUUUAAGUAGUAUAAAACUGUUUCUAGAACAAGUUUCAUCUCGCUUGAUGGUUGUUUUGGGCUUGUCAUUUGGAAACACUGUCGUCACUUCCGGUUAUUAGACAGCUCUUCUGUGUCAGCUGUAAGCGACACAGUUGAUCCAGCUAAAUGAAAAAGCAAAGCGUUCAUAAACAAUAAGAGUCGUUUAUCUGUACACAGGUUUAUACAAAAAAGACAAAAGUUUCCUUCGGCUUGAUGUUGUGAGCGUAAUGAACAUGGAUAUCCCAGUCACCCUCGUCAUCAAAGCCCCGAAUCAGAAGUAUAACGACCAGACCAUCAGCUGUUUCUCGGACUGGACAGUGGAGAAGCUGAAAGCCCAUCUGUCUCACGUCUACCCCAGUAAACCGAGCUCUAAAGACCAGAGGCUGGUGUACUCCGGCAGGCUGCUCUCCGACGAUCUGCAGCUCAAGGAUGUCUUCAGGAAGCAGGAUGAAUACCACAUGAUUCAUCUAGUGUGUGCCUCCCGCACGCCUCCCCCCUCCCCUCAGCCCCGCAAACGCAGCUCGCGCAACAAGACACAGGCGGCGGCCACAGACACACACACGCGGCCUGCUAGUGCAGGUACUACUACUACUACUACUACUACUAGUCCAGUGCCCCCUGCUGGUGCCCCGUGUGAUGUUCCAGUCCAGCCCACAGCUGCUCAGAGUCCUCUCAACACUACUGCACACCCCGCCUUCACACAAGGGUACCCCUGGCCCCAGGUUCCCAUGGCGACAGCUGGCCCCGCAUCAGGACCGCUGCUCCCCAUCAGUCCCAUGAGCCUCUUCUGGUGGCAGCAGGCCUACGCAUGGCACUUAUACACGCACUACCAAGCCUCAUUGGCUGCUUACUACCAGACGGCCCGGCCUCCUCAACCCGACAGCCAACCAGAGCAGCCCAGUGAACAACAACGACAACAACAACAGCAGCAGCAGCAGCAGCAGCGGUUGGCUGAGGCGGCCGGGGGGGAGGGUCCAGAGGAGGAGGAU
Molecule: messenger RNA, 1036 nt
Organism: Engraulis encrasicolus (European anchovy)
Lineage: Eukaryota; Metazoa; Chordata; Actinopteri; Clupeiformes; Engraulidae
Product: homocysteine-responsive endoplasmic reticulum-resident ubiquitin-like domain member 2 protein
Exons: 7
Biological process (GO): endoplasmic reticulum unfolded protein response
Molecular function (GO): protein binding
Source: RefSeq, a predicted model, not a curated record